GAGCUGGUACAUCAGGGCGAGGCCAUAGAGUACUCGUCCCAGAACCGCAGGUUGCAAUGCUCUUCACGGGUCAGAGCAGAUUGAGGCCAGGCUUGGGCAGAGAGCUCUAUGCUGCCAAUACAGCCUUCCGAGCGGCGCUGGAUCGCUGUGCGACACUGUGCUCAGAUCUGAAUGAAGGGCUUCUGGACAUCCUGUUCGGAGACACGACCUCUGCAGAGACUUGUCGAACCUCCUUCACGGCUACGUUUUGCAUACAGUAUGCGCUAGUUGAAGCCUGGCGAUCAUGGGGCGUGCACCCGUACGCAGUUCUGGGACAUAGCUUGGGUGAAUACGCGGCAGCAGUGGCCGCCGGCGUUUUGUCCUUGGAAGAUGGGAUUCGUGUCGUCAUGGCACGUGGGCGGCUGCUUGAUGAAAUGCCGAGAGGGCCGGCUGAGUCUUUUCAUUUCGCUGAUGGAAGAAGCGUUGGCUCGAAGGUUGUCUCUGGCCGUGCCGGCCUCGUGGAGGAUUUGUGCAGUCUCUUUCCCAGCAGAAGCCGGCAGCUCCCAUCACCUCUUUGCGCAGUUCAGUGCUCAAGCGCAGAUGUGAUCGGUGCCCUUGAGAUGCAGGAGUUUCUGGCAGGUCCAAUAUGGCGGCAGGCUCCCACUUCAGUGGGAGAGGCGCACCUCUCCCUGCCAGCGGGUGCAGUGCGAUCAUCACCGCGAACCCUUCAACACCGAGCACAGCCCUCAUCCUGGACAUCUUUGUGUCAAGCGACACUGAGCUUUGCGGGUGUUGGGGCCAUUCAAGCCAUUCAGCGGCGCCGUAUGUGGACGACACGGCGUGCCGACAAGGAGGAGUCUCAGGAUGUGACCACAGAUAGCUUGACCUUGGACACUCUCUCAGAUGACUCCGUGCGGCAGCUGCUGGAGGCAUGCGCAGCCAUGGACCAACCGGCAGCACUCCCGUUCCUAGAUCCACCGAGAUACCGGGAAUUCAUUGUCAAUGUGCCCGGCGACGCCGGGUUUGACCCGUUCUGUCUUGCGAAGGACUUGGCCACGUUUAAAUGGAUGCAAGAAGCCGAGCUCAAGCAUGCGCGAGUUGCCAUGCUGGCCACUGUGCUGUGGCCGCUCUCGGAGCUCUGGGCUCUCAAGCUGCCCCUUCCUCUUUCAGGCGCAGCAGAUGCUCCCAUGAGCUUAGUCCUCGGCACCAUCUCGCUGGCCGUGGCGAUCAUGGAGCUCUCCAAAGCGCCUGAGAGCCCUCCCGGCUUCUACGGCUUCGAUCCCUUGAACUUGAAGGACCGUAGACGAUGGACAGCAGAAGCAGAGCUGAAGAACGGACGGUUGGCAAUGCUCGCUGCCGUCGCUUUUGGCUUCAUUGAGGUUGCUGCCGUUGGGGCAGAGCUGCAUUGGCCAGGCAGUUUUGAAAGGGCCACGCAACAGCCGCUGCAAGAGCUGCAUUGCCCCAGUCCGCAGCCAGACCGAUGCGAGACGGAAAGCAUGCUGUCGGCAUUGCGAUCUUUGAAGGGAACGUUCUUCAAACCACCCGACCUGCAACUGCAGCGGGUACCGUGGGUGAGACCUUGCUUGCACCCACUGCUGGGCUCUGCACAGAUGGAGAAUGGCUCGGAGGUAUUCCGAUCCCGAAUAGCACUUUGGGACGACAAAGCCGCGACAGCUGCCCCGGUGAUCCGCUUAUUUCGCCAACAUCGCGUAUCUGGGCAAGCAGUGCUUCCCGCAGCUUCACAUUUGCUGCUGCUUUCGUCUGCCACGCUAGCCGCGCAGUAUCGAGGCAAUGUGGGGGCCUAUGCGCAAGAGAUGUUCGUGGAACUCAACGACACGGUGUUUGAAAGCGCCUUCGUGUUGCCAGCUUCGCCGGAAUCCUUUGCAGAAGUACAGAUCCUUCCUACAGGGGCCAAGUUGUCAAGCCGCAGCAGAGACGGCCACGCGUCACAUGCACAAUCCCGCAGCACGCGCGUGGUGGGAGGACCCGGAGCCCGUGGCAGCAUUCUUCAACACAGUUUGGUGGAAUGGAAGUCUAGAUGUCAAUCCCAACACUCUGCACUUGAUGCAUACAGGACUUUGGAGAAGCUUGGGCUCGAGUACGGCCCGAGCUUCCGUGCCAUCUCCUCUUGGUCAACGAGCGGUGACGGUUUGCGUGUGCUGGGGCGUUUAUCUUUGAACCUGGAGACUUGGGACCGCUCCCUGGAGUUGCACCCUGGCAUCCUGGAUGGUGCUAUCCAACUGCUACUCUUAGCUUCGAGCUCAGACUCCCAACAAUGCUUUCUGCCUUUCAGCAUUGACAGCUGCGUCAUAGCGACCACCUGGCCUUCGUCGGAUGUGUGGGUGACUGUAUUGGUUCGGACUAUCUCUGCUGAAGCGGUGUCUGGUGAUGUGGAGAUUUCCACGGACGAUGGUGUGCUCAUUGCACGGCUAUGCCGCCUGACCUGCAGAGCGCGUCGGCAGCCAGAGCCGCCAGAAUCGAAGCAGCAGCAGCCGCCGCAGCUUGAGCAUAUGUAUCGCGUUGCCUUCAUGGAGAUGGAAAGCCCUAGUCCUGACUUGCCAAAGAAGGAGAAUGCAGAGACUGCGAAUGCAAUCGUCUGGUGCUCCGGGCAGCGACAGGAUCAGCUCCUGGCCGCCUUGUCUUGGAAGGAAGACAUGUGUCAGUUUGCUCGUGACUCGACGAGGGCGCUAUCCCUGCUCGGCUCCGGAAAGUUUGGCUACAUCGCAUUCCUAGCGGAGGAUGGUCAAUUGGAAGCACUUUAUAGCGCACUGCAAGUACUGCAGAUUGCAUCGAAGUCGAAUACCAGCGUCGUCUUGGCUGCUCAAGCGGCUCAGCCACCCGAGCUCGACCAGAACAGUUUUGAUCCAACACAUGCAGGCCUCUGGGGCUUGGCUCGGUCAGCGCGACUGGAGAUGCCAGAACAGAGUGUCAUUUGCCUGGACUUGCCGGCAGAUGGAGCGGACAUCACCUUGAUGCCUGUGAGCAGCUGGAGAGAGCAGGAGCUCUGUCUUCGAGAGAAGACUGCCUAUGCUGCCAGGUUGGGGAAGAGCUCCUUCUUUCCGCGUUGGCCGCUGCAGCUGUCUCUGCCAAGCCGUGGCACCUUCGCUUCCCUGGUUCCCGUGCCACAGCAUUCAAAGUCGGGCUUCCGUGUAGCAGCAGUGGGCUUGAACUUCAGAGAUGUGUUGAACGUUCUGGACUUGUAUCCUGGCGACCCAGGCGAUCCUGGCCUGGACUGCAGCGGCAUUGCAUUUGAUGAUGGCCCUGAUGCAUUGGCCUUGCCUGGAACAAGGCUUUUCGGCAUCUCAUUUGGCUGCUUGCGAACCUUUGCGACUGUCAAGGAGCCGAGGCUGCUUGUGGAGCGUCCGGUCAGCUGGUCCCACGUGGAAGCGGCCGCCCUGCCAACCGUGUUUACCACCGUCGACCUGGCUCUCCGUGACCUCCAGGCUGGACAGCGCGUUCUCAUCCAUGCUGGGGCAGGCGGUGUUGGACUUACAGCUGUACAAUAUGCAUUGCGGCUUGGUGCCCUGGUUUACGCGACAGCCGGGAAGGAGGACAAGCGGAGCCUGCUUCGUCGAAUGGGUGUGACAUGUGUCGCAAGUUCGAGGGACGGCAGCAAGUUCGAGGAAGAACUGGCCAGAGCGCUUGCAAAGGAAAAUUCUGCAACGAUCGAUGUGGUCCUGAACAGUCUCAGUCACGACAACUUCAUCGGGCGAUCCCUAGCUUUUGUAGGAGCAGGAGGCACUUUUAUAGAGAUUGGCAAACGCGGCAUUUGGACGAAAGACGAAAUGGAAAAGGCUCGGCCAGAUGUUGAGUACAGAACUUUGGCCAUGGACACUGUUUGCGAAGAAGAUCCAGCAAAGUUCCAAGAGCUGAUGAAGCGGCUUUCAGCAAGGAUGAUGGAUGGAUCCUGGGAUCCGAUACCCUCCAGAGUUUUUGAUGGCUUGGAGUCCUGCUCUGAAGCUCUACAAACUCUUCGCAAAGCAGAUCACAUCGGGAAGAUCGUCGUCAAAGUACCAUCAAACUUGCAAGUCCGGGAGGGCGCAACAUACUUGAUCACAGGCGGGACUGGCGCUUUGGGUCUGGCGUUGAGCCGUGCGCUGCUGGAAGAGGGAGUAGACGAUUUGGUCCUCCUCUCGCGAAGUGGCACUGCGCGAUCGAUGCCAGUCUGGCUUGCACGUUCAGCUGUCCGAGUGUCCUUCUGGGCGUGCGACCUCAGCGCGGCCGACGCCCACCAGAUCCUGCUACAGAAGGAUGGAUGGAGCACCCUUGCCGGUGUGUUCCAUCUUUCAGGACUAAUACAGGAUGGCUUGCUGGCACGGCUCGACAGGCAAGACUUGGAGGCUACCUUCGGUCCAAAAGUUCGUGGGCUGCAUUUGCUCCAGAAAGUGCUGAUGGAGACAAAUCGAUGGCAGCACUUGGACUUCGUGCUCGCAUUCUCAUCUACUGCCGCAAUCCUUGGCUCGGCCGGACAGGCGAACUACGCAGCCGCCAACGCAUGCUUGGAUGCCAUGAUGCACAAGUGGCGUUUAGCUGGACAGAGGACAUUGAGCUUGCAGUGGGGAGCAUGGCUAAACUUGGGAAUGGCACAGCCCCACAGCUUGCGGCACCUGUGUCAAAAGGGAAUUCCUCUGGAUGUGGGCCUGUCUGCCAUGGCAUCGGCAAUGGCGUUUUUAAGUGUCGAAAGUGCGGUCAGUUUUGCCAACAUGGACUGGGAGACAUUUCUGAGACCGGUGCAAGCUCGCGAAUACUUCACUUUCGUGGAUUCUCGUCGCGAUGUGGGAAGUAUAGAUGAUGUUGCGCAGGAGGAUGCGAACCAGAAGAUGAGGGGCAUCCCCCCGCCCUACCAGAAUACAUUGGACUGGGUUCUGGCAGUUCUGGCCGGCUUGAUCGGCGAGAUUGGUCCUGAAGACCCACUCACUGCAGCCGGCCUGGAUUCACUUUCGGCCGUGGAGUUCCGCCGAAAGCUCUCGACCGACAGUGGCAUCCCGCUACCGCAAACUCUGGCGUUUGACUAUCCAACUGCCCAGCAAGUUUCAGCCUUUUUGGAAUGUCAAGGCUCUUCACCACAAACUGGCCCCGUUGAUUUCCAGAAGAAGGUCUCUUUUUGUGCAGUGCAAGGCAAUUCAUGUCGCUUCCCGGGAGUGGAUGUUUCGACUGCUUCGGCUGCGGAAGCUUCACAAGCUUGGCAGAUCUUUUCCAAAGAGGUUGAUGCUGUCACAGAGGUCCCGCUACGACGCUUUGACAUCAACGAAUGCUUUGAUGCCAACAUGUCCGGCGCUGAGUUCGUGACAUAUGCUCGCCAUGCCAGUAUGCUGGAAGGGACUGAUCUCUUCGACCACCGGUUGUUUGGGAUUUCCAGCAACGAAGCGUCUGCAAUUGAUCCACAGCAGCGAAACACGUUGGAGGUUUCCUAUGCGGCCUGCCACGAUGCUGGGCGGCUUCGCAAGUCCUUGGCAAAAGCGGCGAUUGGCGUUUUCGUCGGGCAAUGCGCCAAUGACUGGGCAAAGACCUCCAGGGAGCGAAAGGCAGGCACUUUCAUGGGACCGGGCACGCACGCGAGCAUUGCAGCAAACCGUCUCUCUUUCUGCCUUGGGCUGGAGGGGGUGAGCGUCGCAGUUGACACAGCUUGUUCGUCUACGCUGGUAGCUUUGGAUCUUGCAAUUCUGCGACUGCGUGCCGGGCUAGAAGCCGUCAUUUGCAGCGGCAGUCAGCUGAAUUUGAUUGUGGAGCCGUUCGUCGCGUUUAGCAAUGGAAGGCUCCUGUCCGCAAGUGGGCGGUGCAGAACCUUUGACAUUUCUGCAGAUGGUUUCGCACGAGGGGAGGGCUUUGGCUCUCUGUUCAUCGAAGAGAGAGAAGAGGAUCUCCAUGGUCAGGGCCGCGGCGGCCACGGCACGCUGCUGGGUUCCAUGGCCAACCAGGAUGGAAGAAGCUCGUCUCUCACCGCGCCGAACGGACCGGCUCAGCAGCGGGUCAUCAACGCUGCUCUUGGGCUGUCAGGCCUGCAAGCCGCUGAGGUCUCAGCAGUUGAGUGCCAUGGCACCGGAACUGCCCUUGGAGAUCCCAUUGAGGUUGGUGGGUUGCGUGGAACGCUUGGUGAUGGCCGCUUAAACACGCUCUUCUUGAUGGCUGGAAAAACCAAUGUUGGCCACCUUGAGGGUGCUGCGGGAGCACUGGGUUUGCAAAAGUGUCUGGCAAUCGUGGCGCAGCUGGAGGUUCCGCCAAAUCUGCACCUCAGCUCACUCAACCCACACGUUGAGCUUCAGGACUUCAAUGCAAAGCCUUCAACCGCUCUGGAAAAGCUUUCUGGAAUGGUGAGUGCCAAUGCUGGCUUGUCGUCUUUUGGGUUCGGUGGUACAAACGCCCAUGCUCUGCUGCAGAGCUCCAGGCCGCAUGUGCGAGAGCCUCCAGAGACCCUUCCGGCUCUCAGCUUUCGACGAAUACCUUUUCCUUGGGCCACGCCGGUUCCACGACUGCUGUCUCUCAAAAGGCGCGAAGGUUCAACAGUUAUUUUCGAGGUUCAGGUUGAUGCAGAACUCGUCGGUCUUUGCAGCCACGUGGUCUACGGUCAAACCUGUAUAUCAUCUGCGCUGCUUAUCGCCUUUGCCAUGGACGCCUGCCGGCACCAUGCAAAGCAGGCUGUCCAACUGAAGAACGUCCAAAUGGUUGCACCUUUGUUCCUCCCCUGUGAGUACGACUGUCAGACCUGGCUGAGAUUGGCACUGGUGGAGCAGCAGUUCCAAGUUCUGAGCAAGCCACGGCUCAGCAGUGAUGCCUGGAUGGUCCAUUGCAGCGGCCGCUAUGCAACACAGGCCUCCCCUUUGCAGUUGGCUGCAAGCUUGGGCGGGACCUUAAGCAUUCUUGGCUCUGCGGCAGCACGCCAAAGGCAGCCGGCAGCACGCGGUUCUGAGACUUUCGAGGCCUUGUGCAGAAAUGCUGAACCGGUGGCAGAUGCUGCGCUGGAGGAGCUCAAAGCCAAGAUGGCAGAAGGGAUUCCUUCACCCCUCGGCACGUCGAUGGAGCUGCUGAGCGAUGUGCACGUCAAGAAGGGCGAACUGUGCGCUCGCCUGCGCUUGCCUCUCGACUUUGCAAACUUCGCUGUUCAUCCAGCUUUGCUGCAAGCCAUCCACUGCGCAGUCCUCGGCCUGGGCUUCUUCGAAGAGAUGUCGGAAAGCAUAUCGCAGGACCUUGCCUCUGUCGUCUCGUGCUCUGUGUCGAACGUGGACAUUCCGCAGGGGACAGAGCACUUCGUUCUUCAUGUGCGUCGCAGAGGAAGUAUGAUUUCAAGUCGCAGUCUCCCGGCAGCAGCCACGGUGGCUUUGGAUGGUGGGCCAACCCUGCUUGACAUGCAGGACAUUCACUUCCGGCCCCUCUCCCAGAAGCAAGUGGUCGCAGCCGCAUCCAUGCGGCAGACACGGCUUGAUAUGCCCAGCACUUUCGAGAUGAACUGGGUGAGUGGAUCAUCGCAAGGGAGGACCUUAGCUGAUGAAGGGGGCAUCUGGCUGAUGCUUUCCCCAGCUGAUCCACAGCUCGCCCGAGGACUUCAAGAAGCUUGCCAAAGCUUAGAGGCACAGUCGAUUUGGCUGAUUGCCCGCUUGGGACAUCGGCUCGAUGAGCUUGUGCGCUCCGUGAAAGCAGCCUUCGCCUUCGGCGCCGAAUGCCGUGUUCGCGUGCUGCUCCUCACUGCUGAGAGCUACCGAGUUCUAGACCUGCAGUCCGAAGACUUUGAGUUUGCUGCUUCGGAGCUGGAUUGGGUUCGACAGAUACAAGCCGCAACUGGGCCCGAGGUUUCGUCGCUGCCGGAUGCAGUGCACAGCUUGACCUCCAAGCGGGGCUCAUGUCCUGUAGUUCUGCUAGACGAGAACGCCAAGGAAGAUUGGAGCUGGGCAGCACCUUUGGCCAAUCCAAUUGUCUGCCUGGGAGUGCAUGAGGAUUUCGAUCAAGAAAUGAUGGCGAUCCGGGUCGCAGCCCCGACACAUGCCGCGCAACUGGGGCCUGUAGCCUUGCAUUCUUCGGCAUGUCUGCACAUUUUAUCCUCUGUUCGUUUGGGAGCUGCUGGUGCUCCUUUGUCACCGGUGCGGCCAACGGUUGUGCAGAAGGACAGUGCCCCAAGAGCUGUCUCAGCAAGAAGUUUCAGGCGAGCUUUGCCGCGCAGACAGUCAGUUCGUUUCUUUCUACGUUUGGAUGAUUCGCCGAUCUCGGAAACGACGAGAGCACAGGUACAUCAGGCAAUUGUUGGCGCCUGCCUGGUGUCCAAGAGUGUCUACGAUGACCGAGACACGCGCUUGUGCUUAGUUUGGCCAUCGAAGUCGGGUUUGCGGUGUGUGAUGGUGGACAGAAGUCUCAUGGACCUCGCGAAGGGACGCUUGGUUCCAGCUGAGGGUCCAGUGAUUGCCGCUCUGAAGCUGAAAGUGGAAACCGACGAGAAGUCCGUGCAUGAGUGUUUGCAUGAUCUGCAAGCUGAAACUCGGCGCUUGUCCUUGGGCCAACCUGCCGCUGUGCGAGUAUCUGUGGGCGAGCCAAAUAGCUGGCCAAAAUGGCAAAUCCAAGCCAGCUGGCCAAGUGAUCCAAUGAUAAUGAUGUUUCUCCGUUGGCAAGGCGAUCUACCGAUUCCAGAAACUGCAUCCAUUCAUGUCCCUGCUGGAACCCCUGCCAAAGCGAUCAUCACGCUGCAGCAUUGGCACAACCUAGGAGUCCUGCCAGCAACAUUGACGCCACGGCCGCGGAUGGAGGGCGAGAAAGGAGACACGGAAGUGCUUAAAAUCAUCGAGGGAUGCGAGGAGCUGCGGCCAGAACAUGGCAUCGAUGUGUGCCUGGACACGACGAUUCCUUUUCGCGGCAGAGUGGCUGGCCGGGUCCGAAUGGGCCACGUGCUGUUUGCUGACUGUGGAGUUAAGGUCAUGUGUAAGGAACAGCGGCUUGGUGCCUCCUUCCACGUGGUCGUGGGAGAGCUUCACGUGGGGGAUACUCUGCACUGCAGAGGCUAUCCAGGAUACGAGUACAAGGGUGAUCCUGCGAUUUUCGCAACGGAGAUUCUCGCGAUUGAGCCGGCGUGUACGGAAGGUCUAAAACCGUCGGACUCCGUCCUGUUCCGCGAUGAAUCAAUCCUCGUUGUGGAAAAGCCUGCUGGAAAGCUUGCCUGGGAAGACAACAGACACCGCCACGAACGUGGAACUGCCUUGAGAGUUGAAGCGGAACAUCUGCUUUGUGCUCCGGAAGCUGAAGUCAGCGGUCCAGCCGUGUACACCAUGACUCGGCAAGAGUCACCGUCCCAUUGCCUUUUGGAGUACUUCAUUCUGGUCGCUGGGAGACCUGCGGGAGUGUCCUCGUGUCGGGCUGCAUUACGACCAGCACGUGGAAAGCCAAAACAAGAUGCUGAAACGCAGCUGGAUACUUUGUGGGAAGGUGAAGACUGCUCCCUGCUUCGAGCUUCCGUUCGAGGACCCGAAGCGAAGUCGCAAGUUUGCAGGCACUUGCAUCUUCUGGGCUUCCCGGUCUGGGGUGACCGUCGCUUCGGGAACCAGCGAGCAAAUCUGCGCUCACGUGCCGUUUUCGGCCUAGCAAGGCCAUGGUGUCACUUGGGGCGCUUGGAGCUUUUCGGGAGCUGGGGCGGCCUCCGGCUCGAGCAUGCGCCACCACCGGAUCUUCUAAGAGUGCUGCGUGCUGUUGGUGGUGACUGGCAGUUCUCGUCGACGGUGCAGAGACUCCCUCCAGUGAUGGUGCUGUCUCACCUUGAGAACGGUCUUGGCGUAGCCUACUAUGUGGCAACUCGGAGCACUGCGGAAAAAGCUGGAAAAACAAGAGGCAGGCGCCACCCAUUCGCAGCAGGAAUCGAGUGCUCUUCCGAGCUGCCACGCGAGGACCUCUCUCGCUUUGCCAAGAUCUUCGUUGUCGCUUCGGGAGAUGGAAGCUCUCGUGCAGUGGAGGUCCUGCAAGCUGCUGUUGAAGCUUUGAAAGCAAUCUCACAGAUGGUGCAGGAUGCGCAGUCUCCGCAGAUCUGGUUCGUGAUGGCAGGAACCCAGGCUUCACAAGCUGAGGACUUGGCCAAGCGGGGUGUGCCCUUCCACGCAGGUUUGUGGGGACUCGCUCGCUGUGCCAGGCGCGAGCGAGUGAUGGUCGGCUGCAUCGAUGUCGAUUCCACUUGCCCCCGGGCCAUAUUCAGCCGACUUCGAGCUGCAAGAAGCCAGCAGGAGGAUGAUGACGACUGCGGGCCUGAGAUGGAGAUGUUGGUGCGAAAGCUGACUCUGGAUGCAGAGGAGGAGUCUGACAGCGAUGAACAGGAUUUGGAGCGCUACGUGGUGGAUGCAGUGGCCUUGGUCUUGUCUCAGCAGCUUGGUUGGCGACACAGGCCACAAGAAGCAGUUGAUGACGGAUGCCCCGUGGGGACAGGAUACCCCUGA
Messenger RNA from Symbiodinium necroappetens, 10376 nucleotides. Lineage: Eukaryota; Dinophyceae; Suessiales; Symbiodiniaceae. The record is from the annotation of a GenBank genome assembly.